Microcebus murinus (gray mouse lemur) is the source of this 4826-nucleotide messenger RNA. Its product is annotated as protocadherin beta-6. The record is from RefSeq and is a predicted model, not a curated record. Gene Ontology annotation, molecular function: calcium ion binding. NCBI's taxonomy places the organism in Eukaryota, Metazoa, Chordata, Mammalia, Primates, Cheirogaleidae. Gene Ontology annotation, cellular component: plasma membrane. Gene Ontology annotation, biological process: homophilic cell-cell adhesion.
GUACUUGGCUGUUUUCUAAAUAUUUUAUACAUAUCUCAUUUAAUUCUCAAAAUAAUGCUUCCAUUGAUUCCUCAUUUUCAAGAAGAACAAACUGGAACACAGCGGUACAGAAACUUGCACAAGGCCACUGUCCUAAUCAGUUCAAGCUGCUGUAACAAAGUCCCAUAGACCAGGUAGUUUAUAAAAAACAGAAAUUUAUUUCUCAAAGUGCUGGGGGCUAGAAGUCUGAAAUCAGGGUGCCAGCAUGAUUAGGUCCUGGUGAAGGCUCUUUUCUAGGUUGCAGACUGCUGACCUGUUGUAUCAUCCCAUGGCAGAAAGAGGGCAAAAAAGCUCCCUGGGGUCCCUUUUAUAAAGGCACUAAUCCUAUUCAGCAGGGCCACUCCCUUAUGACCUAAUUACCUCUCAAUAAAUAAGAAAUCAAUCUGAAAUGAAUUGUGUUUGGCAUAUUUUGUAUUCUUGUAGGUGCACUGACCUAUUCCAUACAUUUUCAGGAUAUUUAGAGCCACAUUUUCCAAUUUAUCUGGGCAGAAACUGGUGAAAUAGGAAUAAAUAUAGUCAUGAUAUUCCAUCAUUAAUUCCAUGGUAUUCACUCAAAUGUAGUUCACCUUUUUUGGCCUCUAUUUGUAGGAACUAGUGUCCUUGCUGUGAGAGGGUGGUGGAGGUAAUUCUUGAAUGCUUGUUUUCUGCACUGCAUCAUAUUCUUACAACAGGGUAAUAUAUUUGGACCUUGAUUAAUUAAUUAAUGUAAGGAAUGAAUUUGGCAAAAAAAGGAAUAAAUUUCAAAAGCCUCUUAAAACCACAUCCAACUCUAUCCAUACAAAAAUGAAGUAGGGUCCUAAAAUGCUUAAGACAAUGAUUUGAUUGUUCCUGGUGCCUCUUUUAAAUAAUUUCACUUGCUUAGGUCUUUCUAUCAUAAGUACUUCUUGGUCUCAAUUUUCCUCCUAAUAGCCUAAUUGUUCUUUUUUACUAUCUUGGCAUAGCCACUUAACAAAGUAACUUUGUUUUUCAUGCUACUUAUAGAGAAUUGGUUUUUUAUUUUACUAUUAAUGUUGCUAACAAGCGUCUACAUUUUGUAUAGUGUGUUGAUCUGUUCGUUGAGACAAUUAAAUAGUGUACCUCUUGGACUUGCAAAUUACACUCGUCAUCAGAGAUAAAAUGCACUGCCAAAUCAAAGUUGAUUGUAGGAAGUUUUCUACAUUACCUGAAGUAGUGAUGCUUAAAUGUUGCUAUGCAUGAGAAUCACUUAAGGAGAAAGAUAGUAUACUUCAAUCUUUCUCCUUAUUUAGCACCACCAGAGAAUUUGAUUCAAGAUGUGGAGGGGAGCCGGGAAUUGGCUUUAAAAAGUGCAAAAACCCAAUAUUCCCAAGCCAUUCUUUAUGUAUGUGGUUCACACACUGAGUUUGAGAAACACUGACUCGACCCAAAAGUCUUUAUGAUGCUCAGAUUUCUUAAAUGGCAUCACUGUGAAAACUCCUCAUGAAGUUAUUGAUUUGGACGCGUGGUGGCGGUGCAGGCUAAGAGAGCGAGUAAAAGCUCUGCGGAUUCGGGGGACUCCAUUUUACCCAGAAGCCAGGUAAAAAUACAGAACACAUUUAGAGCUAAAGCUAAGACAGACGUGUCCGGGAAGGCAGUCGUCCCCAGACAAGUUGAAAGAACAAAUUUAAAAGUCUAUAGCAAAAACAUUUCGGAGGGUCGUCUCCGGAUGUGGUGAUUGGGAGCUGAAGAGGAUUUUCUCCUAUGGAAUCAGUCCGAACAAUAGAGAUGGUGCAUACAAAAGAACAGCGCGCGGGAAGGCAAGUGGCCAUCUUCAUUUUAUUGAUGCUUUUGCGGGAGGUGGGUUCAGAAUCGAUUCAGUAUUCAGUGCUGGAGGAGACAGAAAGUGGCACGUUUGUAGCCAACUUGACAAAGGACCUGGGACUUGGGGUGGGAGAGCUGGCCGCACGGGGCGCCCGGGUGGUUUUCAAGGGGAACAGACAGCACUUGCGGCUUGACCCACAGACCCACGAUUUGCUGCUAAACGAAAAGCUGGACCGGGAGGAGCUGUGCGGCCCCGCGGAGCCGUGUGUGCUUCCUUUCCAAGUGCUGCUGGAGAAGCCUUUGCAGUUUUUUCAGGCUGCCUUGCGAGUCAGAGAUAUAAAUGACCACGCCCCAGAGUUCCCUUCUAGAGAGAUGACCCUGAGAAUAUCGGAAGUUACUGCGCCAGGAAAGACAUUUCCCUUAAAAAUGGCAAACGAUUUAGACGUUGGCAGCAACAGCCUUCAGAGCUACAGAAUCAGCUCCAAUCCUCACUUCCACGUUCUCACUCGCGACCGCAGCGACGGCAGGAAGUCCCCGGAGCUGGUGCUGGACGCGGCUUUGGACCGCGAGGAGCAGCCUCGGCUCAGGCUAACGCUCACCGCGCUGGAUGGCGGGUCUCCGCCCAGGUCAGGAACCUCGGAGAUUCAGAUCCAGGUUUUGGACAUCAAUGACAACGCCCCUGAGUUUGCUCAGGAACUCUACGAGGCGCAAGUCCCUGAGAACAGCCCCCUCGGCUCUCUGGUUAUUGCGGUCUCAGCCAGAGACUUAGACGCGGGAUCCUUUGGGGAGGUUUCCUAUGCCCUAUUUCAAGUCGAUGACGUCAACCAACCCUUCGAAAUAAACACAAUCACAGGAGAAAUUCGACUGAGAAAGGCUUUGGAUUACGAGGAAUUUCAGUCUUAUCACGUGGAUAUUGAGGCCACAGAUGGUGGGGGCCUAACAGGAAAAUGCUCUGUAGUCCUGAAGGUCCUGGACGUGAAUGACAACGCCCCUGAACUGACCAUGUCGUCGCUCAUCAGCCCCAUCCCUGAAAACUUGCCAGAGAUCAUAGUGGCAGUUUUCAGUGUUUCAGAUGCAGAUUCUGGACAUAACCAACAGGUGAUUUGUUCUAUAGAGAACAAUCUCCCCUUUAUUCUAAGACCUUCCGUGGACAAUUUUUACACUCUGGAAACAGAAGGAGCGCUGGACAGAGAGAGCCGAGCUGAGUACAACAUCACCAUCACCGUCACCGACUUGGGGACACCUAGACUGAAAACCCAACACAGCAUAACGGUGCUGGUCUCCGACGUCAACGACAACGCCCCCGCCUUCUCCCAACGCUCCUACACCCUGUUCGUCCCCGAGAACAACAGCCCCGCCCUGCACAUCGGCAGCGUCAGCGCCACAGACAGAGACUCGGGCUCCAACGCCCAGGUCACCUACUCGCUGCUGCCGCCCCGCGACCCGCACCUGCCGCUCGCCUCGCUGGUCUCCAUCAACGCGGACAACGGGCAGCUGUUCGCCCUGAGGUCGCUGGACUUCGAGGCCCUGCGGGCGUUCGAGUUCCGCGUGGGCGCCGCAGACCGAGGCUCCCCCGCGCUGCGCAGCGAGGCGCUGGUGCGCGUGGCGGUGCUGGACGACAACGACAACCCGCCCUUCGUGCUGUACCCGCCGCAGAACGGCUCGGCGCCCUGCACCGAGCUGCUGCCCAGGGCGGCAGAGGCCGGCUACCUGGUGAGCAAGGUGGUGGCGGUGGACGGCGACUCGGGCCAGAACGCCUGGCUGUCGUUCCAGCUGCUCAAGGCCACGGAGCCCGGGCUGUUCAGCGUGUGGCCGCACAACGGCGAGGUGCGCACCGCCAGGCCGCUGGGCGAGCGCGACGCGGCCAGGCACAGGCUGGUGGUGCUGGUGAGGGACAGUGGCGAGCCCGCGCUGUCUGCCAGCGUCACGCUGCACGUGCUGCUGGUGGACGGCUUCUCGCAGCCCUACCUGCCGCCGCCGGAAGCGGCCCCGGCCCAGGCCCAGGCCGACUCGCUCACCGUCUACCUGGUGGUGGCCUUGGCCGCGGUGUCGUCGCUCUUCCUGUUCUCGGUGCUGCUGUUCGUGGCGGUGCGGCUGUGCAGGAGGGACCGGGCGGCCUCGGGGGGUCGCUGCUCGGUGCCUGAGGGCCGCUUUCCGGGCCACCUGGUGGAUGUCAGCGGCACGGGGACCCUGUCCCAGAGCUACCAGUAUGAGGUGUGUCUGACUGGAGGUUCAGGGACUAGCGAGUUCAAGUUUCUGAAGCCGAUUAUCCCCAACUUCGCUUCUCAAGGAACUGGGAGGGAAAUGGAGGAAAGCUCCACCUUUGGGAAUAGCUUCCCAUUCAGUUAAGUACUGGAGUAUUCUAUAAUCCUAACCCUACUUAGUAAGUUCGGAAAUCUCUUUUAACUUAAAGUUACAUGGUAUUGAUGCAUGUUAUUGAUGGUCUAUUUCUUGCUUAAUUUACCUCUGUUCUUUAGGUUUAAUCUUUUUAAAGAUACUAGCAAUGCACAGUAUUUUCUCUAUUCAUGCUUAGUAGUUUUUUAUUACUUCACUGGACUGUAUUUGACAAUCUGAGUAAAAAGUAAAACUUUAUUUGCAUAAUUAAAAUACUUUUAAUUAAAUUACAUAUUCUUUUAACAAAAACAUAUUUCAAAGCACUUAAGUAAAAUUGUUUUUCCUGGUAUUAGUGGCACUUGUUUCACUAUUUCUAUGUAGGACAAUAUAAAAAUGUGAGUAUUUGUUAUUAUUUAUCUUCCAAUGUAAGUCUCAUUUUGGGCUAACUCCUAAGUGAGUAACACGAUAAACACUAAGGGUGGCUAAAUGCUAAGAUAUCCAUUCAUACUUAUGUGUAUUUCAAUAUACCAUAAUAGUCAAUACAUAUUUUCUAUGAAUAUAGACUUUAGUGAAGUGUCAACACAUUAAAUUACAGUUUGUGAACCUCAUGUAAGUACAUGAUGGUCUGUUUUUAAAAACAUUGAACCAAUUAUAAUAUAAAUGCUCAAUAAAUAUUUGCUGAAUGUUACAAACAU